AAAAAUUCAAGUUUAAACUUCAAGUUCAAACGAACGGCGUUAUUUGUUUUUGAUAAUUAAUAUUUUCUUAUUUUAUAAAAGUAUAAAGUUAACGCAAGUAAUAUUCUUUUAAAAAUGCCGACAGUAUAUACCUUCAGCCGCAGUGAUAAUGAUAUCCUACAGGAACUCCUUCGAGUGUUCAGUUCAGGAAGAGGUACUGCAAAGGAACAAUGGACUUUACAAGCGGAAGUUCUUGUGGAACCUGUUGGCUGGGAUGCUUUGUGGAAAUUGUCUAAAGAAUUUUGCAAAAAAUUUGAGGUAAGAUUUCCAUGCAUAGCAUGUGUUACGGUAACUUCGGUUGACUUUGAGGAGCUCUCUGCUCAAGUGGAUGUGUUGAGUGUCCAGCAUGAGGCAGUGUCUUUACCCGAAAACAUUGUGGACGUCCCCCUCACAGAACUCUGGCCAACUGUGAAACAGCGUGAGCAAUGUGUGAAUGCUUCUAGCACAGCUGAAUUUAUAGAUUUGAUGAGAUUUUAUUAUCAAAACAUUUGGAUGCCAUGGGACGAUCAGGAUGAUAAAGUCCUACUUCCAAAUACAAUAGAAGACAGGAUGAAUCUAUGGAUGGAACUGCACAAUGGGUCUAUACCAAACUGUAUAUCUCGUUCAAUAACGCUGUUACGUAAUAGUGCUAUCAACGCUCAUGAGAAAUUAAGAGAACUGGAUUCUUCAUUAUGUGAUGGAGAUAUUGCUGAUGAAGAUGACUCCCUUCUGCCACCAAAUUACAUUUCUCUGUGUGCAGAGAUGAAUGCAAGAUUAGAUGGACUUAUGUCUAAAUGGACUCUGUAUGAGAAUCCAUUAAUAAGGGAACAGUAUCUUGCAAAAGCAAGAAGUAAAUGGCAAAAACACAAGAGUAAAAGGAAUGUUGUAGCUUUAUGGCACGGAGGUAAUAAAGCAGACUUUGAAAACAUAUCAAAAUUUCUUUACUCUCAACUUACAAACGACCACACCCUCUCUAUAAUGGUGUCUGCGGAGGAAGGAUUGUCGCUGGAACCAGAAGAAGUUGUAAUAUGUGAUAAAGAAUAUGAAAUCCCAGAAAUGCCAUUGUCUCAAAUAUCAUUUUGUAGCUUUAAUGGAGCAACACUCAAAGCAACGGACAUGCGAUCCUGUUUACUCAUGUUAAGCGAAGAUUGUAGGAUACGAGACUUAACGUUACACUGUGCACUUGUCAACACUGUUAUAGUCAUGAGAUCUGGGACGCUGCAUGUCAAGAAUUGCAUGUUAAUCGACGAUUCGAAGAGUUUUCAGAGCGAUUUUGCGCAGGGCAUCGUUGCAAUGUCCGGAGCUGAUAUAGUUUUAGAAGAUUGUACAUUUGAAAAUUUCUAUUCUGGAAUCGUUGUACAUAAAGGAGCUAAGGUGGAGCUCCGCAACUGCUUGAUAAGGAAGUGCGGCGUCGGCAUCCAGAUGUACUCCGGCGCGCGCGUGCGCCUCGACGGCACCGCGCUGCGCGACUGCGCCGAGCGCUGCGUGCGCUGCGAGCGCGACGCGACCGCGACCGCCGGGGGGGGCGCGCUUAUGGAUGGUCUGCAAAUAACAUCAAAUUGCAAAAUUGGAUCCGGUAACUUGGAGGAGGAGGUUCUGAUCGUACAGCAAGAUGUAAACUUAGCUUAGAUAUAUUUCUCAUUAUUAUUGCGUAGAAAAUUUGUUAUUAAAGUAUGUUGUUUAGUUAUUCGUUAUAUUAAACAAGGCAAUGUUCUAACUAGCGCUUGUUUCGCUGGGCGUUAAUUAUAUUUUAAAUAAAUAAAAAUGUUUAAUAUUAAUUUGUUUUUCAAGUUUUACUAUAGGAGCACUAUAAGUUUGCCGGUCUGAAGUCAGACACACGAUAAUCGAUAUACGUAAAUCUAAACGCAGAAUAUGCGUGUUCAUUUCUUUAUUAUUAUUUCUAGGGAACCAAUUUUUUUUUCAUAGCUGUACCUAAUGUUAACUGGUAACACAGAUAUCGGAACUGUAAUGAGUACAAACUAGUUGGUGACAUGCGCCGUCAGCCAACUGAGCAACGGGAGUAUGACUCUUGUACCUGUAAUUACACUGGCUCACUUAGUGUUUUAACGUUUAAAUCAGCGUUGCAGAACUAUCGAUAGUUGACCUCGAAAAC
Vanessa atalanta (red admiral) is the source of this 2131-nucleotide messenger RNA. It is a transcript of the gene nesd, whose product is annotated as protein nessun dorma. The transcript has 10 exons. Gene Ontology annotation, biological process: spermatogenesis; male meiosis cytokinesis. The record is from RefSeq and is a predicted model, not a curated record. Bases 115 to 1647 code for a protein of 510 amino acids. Lineage: Eukaryota; Metazoa; Arthropoda; Insecta; Lepidoptera; Nymphalidae.